CUGAGUUGGACCGGGCUGUGUUCAGCGGGGAGGAUGGAGUACAUGCUGUGUCUAUGGGCACUAUGGGCUGUGCUGGGUUGUUCAGAAAUGGUGAAUCUUCCCCAUGUUCAGACAUAUGAAACAGUGAUUCCUCGAAGGUUGCACCAAGUCUUUUCAAAGAGGGAUCUCCAUGGUUCAGGGGUAAAGAAACUGCAUCCAGAACAUGCCCAAUACACACUAACAGUGGAAGGAAAGAACUACACACUGAAGCUGCUAAAAAACAGAGAAUUGCUGGCAAAACAGUUUACAGUAACAUACUACUUGGAUGAUGGGACAGAGGUGGCAGACACUCAGGAUGGGCAGGAUCAUUGCUUUUAUCAUGGACAUGUGGAAGGACAAAAUGACUCAUCAGCCAGCAUUAACCUCUGUAAAGGAAUAAACGGGUUUCUGCAGGUGGAUGGGCAGAUGUACUUAAUAGAACCUCUCCCAGGAUCUGAUGAUGACCAAGGUGCACAUGCUCUUUAUAAGCAUGAACAUCUGCGCAUGAAGAGAGGAACUUGUCAAGGCAGCAACACCAGCACUGUGUAUGACUAUGGACCAAGGGUGGCCACAAUGCUGAAGCCCCAGCCAUGGCGAUCUGCCCCACUACAAACUGGUACCAGAUAUGUGGAACUGUUCCUUGUAGUAGACAACAAUGAGUAUUUAAAGUACAAGGAUAUGCCUACAGUACAACACCGCAUGAAGGAGAUUGUCAAUCAUGUAGACAAGCUGUACCGCUCUCUAAAUUUCCGAGUCGCUCUCAUUGGUAUGGAAGUUUGGACCAAACGAGACAAAAUUGUAGUAAGCCCCAAUGCCGGUGUGACCUUGGAUAAUUUCCUGAGCUGGCGCAAGAGUGAUCUUCUUCGAAAGAAAAUGCAUGAUAAUGCCCAGCUUGUUACUGGAGUGGACUUUGAAGGGAGUACUGUAGGUCUAGCCACCAAACUUGCAAUGUGUACAGGGGAUUCUGGAGCUGUUAAUCAAGACCACAGUACAAACCCCAUUGGCGCUGCUUCUACCAUGGCACAUGAAAUGGGGCACAACCUUGGUAUGUCUCAUGAUGAAGAUGUAGCCCAGUGUACCUGUGCAGUUACCCGGGACAAAGGAGGCUGUGUCAUGUCAAAGAGUGUUGGCAUAGUGUACCCCAAGAUUUUCAGCAGCUGCAGCCGACAGGACCUGCAAACUUUUCUGAGUGAUGCCAGCCCUACCUGCCUAUUUAAUGCCCCUGAUAGCACCCAGCUAUUUGGGGGUCCAGUGUGUGGAAAUGAAUUUGUGGAGAGCGGGGAGGAAUGUGACUGCGGAUCCCCUGAGGAAUGCACUAACCCAUGCUGUAAUGCUACAACAUGCAGACUGAAAGAGGGAGCCGAGUGUGCACAAGGAGAGUGUUGCCGGCAGUGCAAGAUUCGACCAGUUGGUGAAAUGUGCCGCAAGAGAAAGGGAGAUUGUGAUCUUCCAGAAUAUUGCACAGGGAUAUCUGCUCAAUGUCCAGAGGAUGCCUUCCAGGAGAAUGGACUUCCAUGUCCUUCUGGCAAUGGCUACUGUUAUAAUGGAGCAUGCCCUUCCCUUGGUCAGCACUGUAAGACUCUGUGGGGAUCAGAUUCUCAGGUUGCGCCUGAUGAAUGCUUCAAGAGCAACGUCCAUGGAAAUAAGCACCUGCAUUGCAAAAAAACUGAGCGUGGAUACAGUAGCUGUAAAACAAAGGAUGUCAAGUGUGGCCGACUGCACUGUGUAAGAGGAUCGGAAUUCCCUAUAACUAACAACAAAUACGUGAUCAAAUUGCUUGGUGGACAGGAGUGCAAAGUGGCUGAACUGUCUGAUCAGGAAAGUGGAGUAACAGCUGACCCUGGAAUGGUGCCCACUGGCACUAAGUGCAGCAUGGGAAUGGUCUGCUAUGAAGGGGAAUGCCAAGAUUUAUCGGUGUAUGGAGACAAGAAUUGUUCUGCCAAGUGCAACAAUAGAGGGGUCUGUAACCACAAGCGACAGUGUCAUUGUGACCCUGGAUGGGCACCACCAUACUGUAACCACAAAUUCACAGAAAACACUGCAGAUCCGAAUAGAGUGCUGCUUAUUGUUGGGAUUCUGGUCGCAGUUUGUUUUUUUGCUGUGCUGGUUGCUGGGGCAAUGUUCUACUACAGGAAGAAACAGAGGAAAUUUCCACAGAAAAGAAUGGUCACACCCGGGUCAGGCUCUGGGUUAUCAAAUCCUUUGUUCCAGGAGAGCAUGAGCAACAAACUGUACAUCAAGAAGGAUUCCCCCAGUCCCUUGAUUGGACGUCCAAAACUCAUUGCCAGCACCUCUAAUUUACAAGACUCCCGAUCUGCAUUCAUUACUAUAGUUCCCAGUGAAGAUACUGAACAGACACCUUCAUUUAUCUCUACUUCCCAACCAAGAGUACCGAUGGCUGUUCCCAGAUCCCCUCAGGUGACAAAGCCUCCAGCAGCCCCACCUGGACCUUCU
Messenger RNA from Nanorana parkeri, 2472 nucleotides. RefSeq names its product zinc metalloproteinase-disintegrin-like batroxstatin-2. The annotation marks the transcript as partial. Gene Ontology annotation, biological process: inflammatory response; positive regulation of membrane protein ectodomain proteolysis; regulation of cell-cell adhesion. The record is from RefSeq and is a predicted model, not a curated record. Gene Ontology annotation, molecular function: metalloendopeptidase activity; cell adhesion molecule binding. The transcript is spliced from 22 exons. Lineage: Eukaryota; Metazoa; Chordata; Amphibia; Anura; Dicroglossidae.